This is a messenger RNA of Dioszegia hungarica, 1536 nucleotides long. RefSeq names its product 6-phosphogluconate dehydrogenase. Gene Ontology annotation, cellular component: cytosol. Bases 1 to 1536 code for a protein of 511 amino acids. Gene Ontology annotation, biological process: pentose-phosphate shunt, oxidative branch; pentose-phosphate shunt. Gene Ontology annotation, molecular function: NADP binding; phosphogluconate dehydrogenase (decarboxylating) activity. The transcript is spliced from 9 exons. Lineage: Eukaryota; Fungi; Basidiomycota; Tremellomycetes; Tremellales; Bulleribasidiaceae. The record is from RefSeq and is a predicted model, not a curated record.
AUGUCAGACCUGGACAACGACUCUGUUCAGAAUGUCGAGAUUGGGAUCGUCGGCAGCGGGUCCAUGGGAGGGGGCAUGACGAUGCUGUUUGCCGAGCACGGCUCAGUCGUCGGCUGCUUUGACAAGGACCCCGAGCCGGUCAAGAAGAUCCUCAAAACCGCAGAGGAGACCGACUCGGUCGACAACGCCAAGGUCCACGGCUUCUCGUCCCUCGAAAAGCUGGUCAACGCGUUCCCGAAGGAUAACAGCAAGCCCAGGAUCUUUGUCCUGAGUCUACCGCACGGCAAGCCGGUCGAUGGGAUUGCGGACGAGCUGCUGCCGCUCCUCAGCAAGGGCGAUAUUGUCAUUGAUGGGGGGAAUGAGUGGUGGGAAGCAACCGAAAGGCGGCAGAAGAAGGCAGAGGAGGUCGGUGUGGAGUGGGUCGGAAUGGGCGUCAGCGGAGGAUACCAAGCUGCCCGGAGAGGCCCAUCCAUGUCGCCCGGCUGCAACAACCCCAAGACGUACGAGACGAUCAAGCCUCUGCUCGAGAAGUGGGCGGCCAAGACCAAGGACGGCGAGCCAUGUGUCGAGUACAUUGGUCCAGGCGGAGCGGGAAACUAUGUCAAGAUGCUGCACAACGGUAUCGAACAUGCCCACCUCUCCAUCCUCUGCGAGACCCGCGGCCUACUCUACCACCAGCUCGGCAUGUCGAAUGCCGAGAUCGCUGAUCUUUUCGAGUCGUGGUUCAAGGACGGCGGACUCAGGGGGAACUUCCUUGUUGGGAUCGGCUACAAGGGGUUGCGUUUCACGCAUGGGGACGGGAUCGAUGAUGAGGGAGGAAUUGUUGACCACAUCGAGGACAAGGUGACCCAAGACGUCGAUCUGUCAGAGGGUACCGGGACCUGGUCGACAAUGGAGAUCGCCACACGCCACGUCGCCGCACCUGCUAUCGCUGCGUCACACCAGCUCCGCGUCAUCUCGGCCGACAAGGGCGAGCGACUCAAGGUGGUCGAGAACUUGAAGAUGCCUGAGCCGUCCAAGUCAGACAAGAAGGUGGACCCAGAGUUCCUCAAGGUGGUUGAGAAGGCGGUAUACGGCUGCAUUCUCGGCGCCUUCGUACAGGGAUUGGAUAUCAUCACUCGUGCUUCGGAGGACCAGAAGUGGAACGUCAGCCUUGCGACUUGCAUGCGGAUCUGGCGAGCCGGCUGCAUCAUCCAGUCUGACGCCAUCUCUGAGUUCCUCCUCCCCCUGUUCGAGCCAUUUGGACCCUCCAAGCCCCUCAACAUCCUCCAGGCUGUCCCCGAAGUCGCGCAGGCACUUAGGGAGACCUACGAGCCGAUCAAGCAGCUCUAUCGGGUAGCCCUUGACACGGACGCCGUUGCACCGGCCAUCGCGGCGACGCUGGAGUGGCUCAAGAGUGUCGGUGGGGCCCGAUUGCCGACUGACUUUGAAGAGAUGGAGCUUGACUACUUUGGCCACCACAACUAUGAUAUCGUCGGUCAGACAGAAUUUGGCCACAAAAAGGGCAAGCACCACACCGAGUUUGCACCGGCGUGA